GUGAUCAACAGUAGAUUGAUAGUUUUGAAACCUGCUACCUCUUUCGUCUAUGAAGGCAAGUUGAUAUAAAAUUAGGUAUACACAAUAUUCUAUAGGGCGACUAUGCUGUCAGAGGAUCUAUCUUUGAUUCUUAUGGAUUCGGAACAAUCCAGAACGUUUUUUCUUUUGCCAUUAUAGGAAGUCCUCUCGACUCUUUUGUUGAGUAUAUCAGAUGUAUCUUGAACGAUUGGAUAGGGUGAGAUAUGAGACCUAGAAUAUCUAGGAUGUAGAUAAACCUACUCAUUACUCCAUAAGGUGCAUGAGACUCAGAGUAGUACCGGCAUAGAUUGCUUCUUGCCGUCGACUUUUUAUCAGAACCAAAUUACCAUCUCAGGCCAAGCAUGGCUGAUUCCAUUGAUCAUCUUACAAAGCAUUGCCCAAAAUGGUAACACCUGCCGUUAGAUAUCAAAACAGUCACUGCAGCAGGGAUCAAAUGCGGAAAACCCGAGAUUUAUAACAAUUCCCUUUCGUGGGUUUAUGUUUUGGUUUUUCCCGCGAAUGAGUAUGUGUCUUGAGAUGGUGCAGAUGUAGGUAUGUAGAAUCUCUGCGUCACCCCCCGUUGACUCAUGAAUGUACCGCCCGUGGCGACGUUUAAGCUGCCUUUUUUGCAGAGUUAUCAAUACGAUUCCGCGGGAUCUUCUGUGCAACUGAGGAUUCCUUGGGGUAAUCCGAGUUAAGCGGGUGGUUUCGGCGUCGGGAGUCUCUCCGACAUCAGUCGCCCCGAACUUGCAGAUGGCCGGCACACACUUCCGGUCAAUCCCCGUACAUUACUCGACUAGGAUCCGGUCCUUUUUACCAUGGAAUCAUUGGUGAAGAAAGCACUGCUGCCAUCAUUUGGUCCCAACCAAAUUGGCCCAAUGUUUGUCACCCCUGCCACAUGCACGACUUUCUACUUACGCCAAACGUUAUGGCAACUAGACGCCGAUUAUAUGUAUUGAGAGAUGCGGGCUUCACAGACCCGAAGUUGGCACUGGCGAAUCUUUCGAAUCUAGUAGACCCAUGGCUUGCCACCCUUUUAUACGUAAAGCCCUGCAGACAACGCGGCUACCUAAUAAUUCUACAAUGGUCCCGUAAGUUCGCUAUGAGCAUCGCGAUUCUCUCCAUCCAUACUGCACGUCCAGUCUUCAAAAAGUGGAAACUCGACAAGCCCCAUCAUGUCUACACUUGAUCUAGGCCCUUUGGCAAUGAGUCAAACAAAAGAUGACCUCGUCAAGCAUCUAAACAUUAGUGCGGAGACGUAUAGCCUGAUGGCGAAAGAGACAGAUACGGUCUAUAGGUGGCUUAUUUCGGAGAAAUGCCACCUCAAGCAGAAUUGCAAAGGGCAACCUCCGUACGAUUGGAGCGAUAUUGUCGAGAGAUCGAAGGAUGAAGCGAUGAAACUGAUAGUCCAAAAUGGUACUGAUCAAACGGCAUACUACUGGAACUUGGCCAGGCCAACUGUCGACUGCCCAAACUGGAUCGCAAGAUGGUUUUUGUAUCACAAAUUUCGCUAUCGAGAUGGCAGGAACAGAAACAUCAGGGCCGAUAGUAGAGAUAAUGCGCCAUACAAUUCCACGACCCCUUCGCACAACCAUCGCCAGAAUCACCGCCAUCCGCACCGUCCAUGCCCUUCACAUAAUAGACUUGUACAGGUAGAUGAGCAAUACAGCCCCUCUUCGUUCUAUUCAAGCGCGUCCAUGAAUGCAGGAAACAGUCAGGGAUACGACUAUUCUUCUACUGAGCCUAGCUCGUAUACUAGUGGCUACGCCACCUACUCACCGAGUCAAUCAUAUACACCAUCGUCGUCAUACCCAUCGUAUACGUUAUCUCCGAUCACCCGAGAGAACGGACAGACUAAGCCAUACGAUCCAGUCAGAGAUCUUUAGUCACCCCGCUUACGAGACGCGGAUAUAUGUGGAAUACUGCGCAUGAAGACAUGACGUUAUGAGUUCUUUUUGUUACGCUAGGAUGGAGUUCAUCGCAGGCAUGGGUGCGAGGGUCAUUAGGAUGAACUGUUACGAUAAUCAUGGCAAUGAAGUUACUUGUUCGGUUGCUGGGGGGUUAUUGGCCCACGUUUUACAGCAUAGGAGCUCUAUCCAUUUCACUGCUGGGGAGGCAUGUAUACGAGCGUUCUCUGGAUCUGAAAUUGACUUCAAAAGUGUUUUAAUAUCAUAAUAUCGAGAAAAUUUCCAACCACAAAGACA
Messenger RNA from Botrytis cinerea B05.10, 2222 nucleotides. RefSeq lists its product as hypothetical. Lineage: Eukaryota; Fungi; Ascomycota; Leotiomycetes; Helotiales; Sclerotiniaceae. The transcript is spliced from 6 exons. The coding region runs from base 1194 to 1904 and encodes 236 amino acids. The record is from RefSeq and is a predicted model, not a curated record.